Messenger RNA from Sycon ciliatum, 4323 nucleotides. RefSeq lists its product as uncharacterized. Lineage: Eukaryota; Metazoa; Porifera; Calcarea; Leucosolenida; Sycettidae. The record is from RefSeq and is a predicted model, not a curated record. Gene Ontology annotation, molecular function: zinc ion binding; nucleic acid binding; RNA-DNA hybrid ribonuclease activity. Gene Ontology annotation, biological process: DNA integration. The transcript has a single exon. Bases 1 to 4323 code for a protein of 1440 amino acids.
AUGUUGAAUUCGAAAGCGGAAGGCUACUUACGGCCGUUCCGCGGGCGCCCAGGUGAUGACUUUAACACGUUCUGGGCGAAGUUCGGAGUCUUGGCGGGCAUCAAUGGUUGGGAUACCGAUACCAAGAAGGCCAAGCAAUUGCCGCUCUUCCUGGACGGUGACGCGUUCCUAGUCUUCACCAGGAUGUCGGAAGAGGAUCAGAAGAAGAUGGACGCUGUGAAAGCCAAGCUGGAGGAGGCGUUCUCCGUUACAAAGUCCCAGGCUUUCAAACUGCUGACGGGGAGGAGGUAUCGCAGCCAAGAGUCCCCGGACGCAUACGUCGCUGAUUUGCAACGCCUUGCUACUCUCGCUGGCCAUGACGCCACUGGAGACGACAACAGUAUCAUCGUCCAGCAACUUCUUGCUGGCCUGCCUCCUGCUUGGGCCCAACAAAUUCGUUUGUCAAUGGUUGGGAAAGCUCUGACCGUCAGUGCGUCCCUCGAGCUCCUCCGAGCCAUUCGUGUCGCGGAGCGCGACCAGGAGCCUGCCGAUAUUCCAUCUGCUGCGUCAGCCACUGACGCGGACUUCGACUACGCGGCUGCUACGACUGGCGGGCGGGCCAGGGGUACUUCGAGUUCGAGUGGUUCGAGCCGUGGUCCGAGCAGCGGGUCCAGCGCUGGGACAGGUACACGCUCUUCAACCGCAGGCGCAGGCUCAGCUACACGUAGCAACGUCGUUUGCUUCAGAUGCCAGGCCGUGGGACACGUGCGUCGUGACUGCCCGGAGCGCUCGUCGACCCGUGUAACUCCCACUUCGCGCAGCACGCCAAGAGCCAGGAUCACGUGCUACUUCUGCGAUGCGGAAGGGCAUCGCAAGUCGGAGUGUCCUGAGCGCCAGGCUUGGCUCGCUCGACAGGCCAAGAAGGGCACUGCUGCAUCGGCAGCUGCGCAUGCUUCUGACCAAGUUCUCUGUUCCUUGGCCGUCCCCUCUCAUGGGAAGUUACCACGGAUUCACCUCAACAUAUGGCAGGAGCAACAGGCCAACCACUGUGUGAUCGCAGUCAUCGAUACCGGAGCAACCCGGUCCCUCAUCUCUAAGGAGUCUGCACUCGCCUGCGGUCUACACUGGUCGGCUCCUUCCGGGUUUACCGAGCUGCUUGCCCUCGAUGGACAACCCCUGCGCAUCCUCGGCCAGGCCACCGUGACUUUGCAACGCAUGGACGAUACAGUCCGAUUUCCGGAGCAGACCAUCUCUGUCUUGGUUGCUGCCGAUUUGAGUGUGGUUCGUGCUGACCUGCUCCUCGGGUCGGAUGUCAGCAGCCGUAGCGGCGGUCUGCGCCUAGCCUAUGCCGAUGGCCAGUUGCAGAGUGUUCAGUUCGGUCCUGACCAGGCCACUGCCUCCGUCGCUGUGCCGAAGGAUGCUGACGUCCCACACCCAUCUCGGCACGUCAAUGUGACCACUGACGGCGACGACGUGCUGCUCAGCGUUGGCGACGGCACCAUCCGGUGGUGCAGCCGUACUCGCCGCUGGACCCUCACGUGGGCUUGGGCCGAUGGUCACCCGCCACCAGCUCCGGUGGGUUCUGGCAUUGGUCAAUACAGUCGCAAGGGGUUGACCGCGGAGCAGGAGGAGCACUUCAGUCAGGAGAUCGAUGGCUGGAUUUCCAACGGCUGGCUGGUUCCGCACGAUGAAAGCGUCCAUGGGAAGAUCGCAGGUGUGCUGCCCCUGCUGGCUCGCGUACAGGAGCAUAAGUCUUCCACUCCAGUCCGCCCGUGCCUGGACUAUCGACAACUGAAUGCUCUCCUGAAGUCCCAGCCUGGGUCCGAAGCCCCCGUCUGUGCUGAGAAGGUCCGCGCCUGGCGUCAGACGGAUGGCCGUGAGUGGGACAUGCUCGACAUCCGUAAGGCAUAUCUUCAAGUCCACAUCGACCCUGCCCUCGUCCGCUACCAGGGGGUCGUAUGGAAGGGGAAGAUGUUCGUAAUGACCCGGAUGGGCUUUGGCCUCGCGAUUGCGCCGAAGUUUAUGCACCUGAUCGUCCAGUGGGUCACUCGGGACCGUCCCGCCGUGGACAACUACGUUGACGACAUCCGUACUCCUGCCACCGAGACGGGCCCACUCAAGGCCCAACUGUCGGCGUACGGUCUACCAACGAAAUCUCCGGAGCCGCUCACGACGUCCCGCGUACUCGGCAUGCAGCUGGCAACUGACGAUCAAGGGCGCACCAUCUGGCGCCGCCGUGACAUGGAUCUUGCCCCGCCCACAAGCCCGACGCGACGUUCAGUAUUUGCGUGGUGUGGACGUCUGACUGGCCACUACCCUGUAUGUGCGUGGCUCCGCCCGGCUUGCAGCUACCUGAAGCGACUGGCUACAGGCGACUGCCGUUCCUGGGACGACCCCGUAUCACCUGCCGUUGUCGAGUGCUGUGACAUGCUGUUUGCGAAGCUAAGCACUGCCGAUCCCGUCCGCGGCCUGUGGGAUGUUAACGCCGGCGAGCACUCUAUCUGGGCCGUGUGGUGUGACGCGUCGAAUCUGGCCACUGGCGUCGCACUGGAGCUGGAUGGAGAGAUCGUGGAGGACGCUUCUUGGCUUCGCCCCGUCCAGGACAAGCGGCAUAUCAACGUCGCCGAGCUUGACGCUGCCAUCAAGGGCCUAUCUCUCGCCGUUAAAUGGCACGUCCGCCGAGUCAUCCUGAACACUGACUCGAAGACCGUGGCUGCCUGGCUGACCCAAGUCGUUGGGGGCCUGCAACGUGUGCGUGUUGGUGGUCUGCACGAAGUACUCGUUCAGCGCCGGCUCCAAAUCGUCAACGACCUAAUCACCACCACAGGCAUGGACGUUGUAGUCGCCUGGGUCCCCACCGACAGCAACAAGGCGGAUGGCUUGACCCGCGUCCCACCUGCCUGGCCGAAGACUCCAUGUCCAGAAGCUGCUGCGGAUGCUGCUCCCGAGACCGUGAGUGCUGCUGUCCCAAGCCCCCUCCAACUGGCGGAGGUGCGGGCUGCGCAGCCGGCUGAUCCACAGCUCCAGGAAGCCAUCCAACAGGUACGCGAUGAUACACCUGUGUCCGCCAGUGCCUUCAAAGCCGUCCGAUCCCAACUGUGCCUGCGUGAUGAUCUUCUGUGUCGCAGUGUAAAGGUUCCUGUACUUGGCGACAUUGUUGUCCCGGUACUCCCCAGUUCGCAGGAGGAUGCUGCCAUCACCGUCGCGCAUUCCGCGUCGGGCCAUGCCGCUUGGCAGGCCAUGUACGAGUCGCUCCGGCAGCAAUGCUACUUCCCGCACAUGGCCGAGAAGUGUCAGUCGCACGUCCAGCAAUGCCGCCAGUGCCGCGCCGCUACUACCUCUGGCACUCGUUCCGCUCCGCCCACUCGACCCGAUAUUCCCAGCCGCCCAUGGAGUACUGUGGUCAUCGACACCCUCGAGCUUGGGACGGACCGCAGUGGUCGAUACUCCUGUGUUCUCGUCGCCGUCGAUGCUUACACCAAGUGGGCAGAGGUCGUACCACUGCUUCGCCACGAUGGGCAGUCCGUCGCUGCCGCUUUCACCCGGCUGUGCUACAGAUGGGGUGCCCCCGACGUUAUCCGCGUGGACAAUGGCUCAGAGUUCUCCAACGCCCUCGUGAAGUCCCUGUUUGACGCCUUUGGCAUCACCGUCAAGACCGGCGCCGUGCGCCAUCCCCAGUCGCAGGGUUCCGCCGAGCGGUUCAACCGCACCCUGCUGACCAUGAUCCGGAAGCUAGGCGAGGACACCACUGACUGGGUGCCAGAUCUGCCGGUACUUCUUCAUCACUACCGAACCCGACCCCACCGUGCUACGAGCAUCACCCCGAUGAUGGCCAUGCUGGGCUGGCAGCCGAAGACGAUCGUUCUGAGCGCCGAUCUGGAGUCGCCUGCCUGGCAGGUUGAGCAUGCCGAACGGUGUGCCCGUGUUCGCGAUCUCCUCGACUCGGCCAUGUCUUCCCGUGAUUUCCGUGCCGACGAUGCUGCUUGCCGUUUCCAAUCCGGUGAUGCUGUCCAACUGAAACAGCCCUCGCGCCACCAGAAGCGUCUGCCUCCGUUUCAACCGGGCUGGUCGGUCACGAAAGUUAUCUCCCCGUCGACCGUCGUAAUAAACCGUGAUGGUGCUGAGAAGGUCAUCAACGUGGACCUCCUGAAGUCUGACGGCCGUCCUCCAAGUCCCGCACCCACUCAGGGUGCCGAUCCUCUCCCGCCUAUCCAAGAUUCCACCGAUGACGAUGCUGACCAAGACGUUGACUGGCACGGCUAUCGGCUCGCUCGCCUCCCUGAACCGCAAAGGCAGUUGCGUGACCGCAACACGAUCAGCUUGCCAUCUCGCUAUCGUCCAUGA